ACGCACAAGAGAGUGAAAAGAGUAAGAAGAAGAUUUGAAAAGAAGGGUGAUGGGGUUGCAGGUGAGAGUGUUUCUUGUGACAGUGGCAGUGUUUGUGUUGGCAUCAAAGGAGUUGAUUUUGGAGGCUGAGGGAGCUGGAGAAUGUGGAAGGACCCCUAUUGGGUCUGCAGCGGCUAGUUUGAGUCCAUGCUUGGGUGCUGUCCGUAAUGUGAAGGCAAAGGUUCCACCAGCUUGUUGCGCCAGAGUUGGUGCUCUGCUCAGGACAGCUCCAAAAUGCCUCUGUGCUGUUCUUUUGUCCCCUCUUGCAAAGCAAGCUAAGAUCAACCCUGCCACUGCUAUCACUAUUCCAAAGAGAUGCAACAUCAAGAACCGACCCGCAGGAAAGAAAUGUGGAAGGUACACUCUCCCUUGAAAUCAAA
Molecule: messenger RNA, 419 nt
Organism: Abrus precatorius (Indian licorice)
Lineage: Eukaryota; Viridiplantae; Streptophyta; Magnoliopsida; Fabales; Fabaceae
Product: non-specific lipid-transfer protein 3
Exons: 2
Coding region: 50-412 (120 amino acids)
Biological process (GO): systemic acquired resistance
Molecular function (GO): fatty acid binding
Source: RefSeq, a predicted model, not a curated record